UCACUCUUUGGGCACAAUCAGCUCAAGCCAUAAAUUAAUCAGUCUUGGGACUAUAUAAGCACACCACAUGUGUUGCAGCAAUCCUUCCCUUCCAUCCCAUUGAUCUCAAGAUAUUCCUAGUUUCUCUGUGAUUUGUCCAAGCGCCAAUGGCUCUGACUGUCAGGGAGAGGAGGCUUCCCCAGCUGCACAUCUCCCUCGACGUGCCCUCGUGCGCGUUCCGGCACCCCAACCCACCGGCGGCGGCGGCGUCGACGUCCGUGUCGCGUGCUGACGGAGAGUUCCGGCUCUCGGACUUCGACAGGCUCACCGUGCUGGGGCGCGGGAACGGGGGAACGGUGUACAAGGUCGCCCACCGCCGGACGUCGGCUCUGUACGCGCUCAAGGUGCUGCACCGCGGGGACCCGGGGGCCGCGGCGGAGGUGGACGCCCUGCGGCGCGCCGACUGCUCGCCGCACGUCGUGCGGUGCCACUCCGUGCUCCCCGCGGCGCCGGCCUCUGGCGACGUCGCGCUCCUGCUCGAGCUGGUGGACGGCGGCUCGCUGGACGCCGUCGUGGCCCGGCGCGGGGCGUUCCCGGAGCUCGCGCUCGCCGAGGUCGCGGCGCAGGCGCUGUCCGGCCUGGCGCACCUCCACGCGCGCCGCGUCAUCCACCGCGACGUCAAGCCGGCGAACCUGCUCGUCAGCGCGGCCGGGGAGGUCAAGAUCGCCGAUUUCGGCAUCGCCAAGGUCCUCUCCCGCGCCGGCGACCACUGCGCCGCCUACGAGGGUACCGCCGCCUACAUGAGCCCCGAACGGUUCGACACGGAGCGCCACGGCCACGCCGACCCCUGCGCCGCCGACAUCUGGAGCCUGGGCGUGACCGUCCUCGAGCUCCUCAUGGGCCGGUACCCGCUCCUCCCCGCCGGGCAGAAGCCGAGCUGGGCGGCACUGAUGUGCGCCAUCUGCUUCGGCGAGCUGCCUUCGCUGCCGGACGGCGCGGCGUCGCCGGAGCUCCGGGCGUUCGUAGCCGCGUGCCUGCAGGACUACACAAAACGGGCGUCGGUGGCGCAGCUUCUUGCGCACCCGUUCGUCGCCGGAAGGGACGUCGCGGCCUCGAAAGACGCGCUCCGGCGGCUGGUCGCCGGAGCCUGAACUGCCAACCGAGCUUAGGCAUUAGAUUGACCACGUACAGCCGUAGGAUUGUACAUUUGUACAUAGGUGUAUGUGCAUAGCUCUUUCUCACCCAUAGUUUGCUAAUCUAAUCUAGGGACU
Molecule: messenger RNA, 1250 nt
Organism: Panicum virgatum (switchgrass)
Lineage: Eukaryota; Viridiplantae; Streptophyta; Magnoliopsida; Poales; Poaceae
Product: mitogen-activated protein kinase kinase 9-like
Exons: 1
Coding region: 147-1130 (327 amino acids)
Biological process (GO): protein phosphorylation
Cellular component (GO): cytoplasm
Molecular function (GO): ATP binding; protein serine/threonine kinase activity
Source: RefSeq, a predicted model, not a curated record